Molecule: messenger RNA, 3060 nt
Organism: Caenorhabditis briggsae
Lineage: Eukaryota; Metazoa; Nematoda; Chromadorea; Rhabditida; Rhabditidae
Gene: Cbr-isw-1
Product: Protein CBR-ISW-1
Exons: 12
Coding region: 1-3060 (1019 amino acids)
Biological process (GO): regulation of transcription by RNA polymerase II; nucleosome organization
Cellular component (GO): chromatin; nucleus
Molecular function (GO): histone binding; DNA binding; ATP-dependent chromatin remodeler activity
Source: RefSeq, a predicted model, not a curated record
AUGUCUGACUACGGCGAGUCAUCCAAUGAAGUGGUCCAAGAACCCAUGGAAACCGAUCCUCCAAAAGUAGAGGCAGAAGAAAGCGAAGUGAAAAUGGAAGAGGAUAAUGACCCAGCGACUUCGGAAGCUGCGGAUUCUUUUAAAAGAUUCGAGAAAUUGCUUCAAAAAACUGAAAAUUUCUCGCACUGUCUCUCUUCUGGUGAUGCUAAACUUGCUGAAGCACCAAGCACUAGCAAAAAACGGGGAAGAGCUCCAAAGAAGAACGGAGUUGACGGAGAUCAUAGACAUCGUAAAACAGAGCAAGAAGAAGAUGAAGAAAUGGUCGCAGAUGCCGACAAGGCUGAUGAGCUUGUGGUUUUUGAUAAGAGUCCUUUUUAUAUUGAAAACGGAGAGAUGAGAGAUUACCAAGUCCGAGGUCUGAACUGGCUCGCAUCUCUUCAACACAACAAUAUAAACGGAAUUUUGGCUGACGAAAUGGUAUUUUUCAAAGGUCUUGGUAAGACACUUCAAACGAUUUCCCUUCUCGGCUACAUGAAGCACUACAAGAAUCAAGCAUCUCCUCAUCUUGUCAUUGUUCCUAAGUCUACUCUCCAAAAUUGGCUCAAUGAAUUCAAUAAGUGGUGCCCAUCCAUCAAUGCUCACAUUCUCAUCGGUGAUGAGGCUGCAAGAAAUGUGACCUUGCGUGACGUAGUUCUUCCUCAAAAGUUCGAUGUAUUGUGUACCACAUAUGAAAUGAUGCUCAAAGUCAAGACGCAAUUGAGGAAGCUCAAUUGGAAGUACAUCAUCAUUGAUGAAGCUCAUCGCAUUAAAAACGAGAAGAGCAAGCUUUCCGAGACUGUCCGCGAGCUCAAUUCGCAGAAUCGACUCCUUAUAACAGGAACCCCUCUCCAAAAUAACUUGCACGAGCUGUGGGCACUGCUGAACUUUUUGUUGCCGGAUAUCUUCACUUCUUCAGAAGACUUCGAUUCGUGGUUCUCGAGUGAGGCGAUGAGCGGAAACAUUGAUUUGGUACAGCGCCUACACAAGGUUCUCCAACCAUUCCUCCUUCGUCGUAUCAAAUCGGACGUCGAAAAGUCUUUGUUACCAAAGAAAGAAGUCAAAGUAUACGUUGGUCUCUCAAAGAUGCAAAGAGAAUGGUACACCAAAAUUCUUCUGAAAGACAUCGACGUCAUCAACGGAGCUGGAAAAGUCGAAAAGGCUAGGCUUAUGAACAUUUUGAUGCAUCUUCGAAAGUGUGUGAAUCACCCGUAUCUAUUCGAUGGGGCGGAGCCUGGACCGCCAUAUACCACUGAUCAGCAUCUCGUUGACAAUUGUGGAAAAAUGGUAGUUCUAGACAAAUUGCUCAGUAGACUACAAGAGCAAGGGUCGCGAGUGCUUAUCUUUUCGCAGUUCUCGAGAAUGCUUGAUUUGCUCGAAGAUUAUUGCUGGUGGCGUAAAUACGAGUACUGUCGUCUCGACGGAUCAACAGCACACGUUGAUCGAACUUCAGCCAUCGAAGCCUACAAUGCUCCAGACUCCAAAAAGUUUAUUUUCAUGCUCACCACUCGUGCUGGAGGUCUUGGAAUCAACUUGGCAACCGCUGAUGUGGUCAUUAUUUAUGACUCGGAUUGGAAUCCUCAAUCCGAUCUCCAGGCAAUGGACCGAGCUCAUCGUAUCGGACAAAAGAAACAAGUGAAAGUAUUCCGUUUGAUCACUGAGAACACUGUCGACGAUCGUAUCAUUGAAAAGGCGGAGGCGAAGCUUCGUCUCGAUAACAUCGUUAUUCAACAAGGACGCAUGACUGAGGCUUCUAAAACACUCGGGAAAAAUGAUAUGAUCAGUAUGAUCAGACAUGGAGCUGAGCAAGUUUUUGCUGCUAAAGAUUCUACUGUUUCUGACGAUGACAUCGAUACUAUUCUCUCGAAAGCAGAAACCAGAACUGCUGAAUUUGAUGAAAAAAUGGGCAAGAUCGAUGAAAACAAUCUUCGAAAUAUGACAUUCGAAGAUAACACGAAGUUUACUCUUUAUCAAUUCGAAGGAGAGAAUUACAAGGAAAAACAGGCAGAACAAAUGGGUCAUUUCUGGAUCGAGCCACCAAAGAGAGAACGCAAAGCUAAUUAUCAGGUGGAUCUCUACUACAAGGAAGCAAUGAGAGCCGGAAAUCCAGCUGAGAAGCAAUCCAAGGCACCCCGUCCAAAGCUCCCACAAGUAUCUGAUUUCCAAUUCUACCCACGUCGUCUGUUUGAAUUAUUGGACAAAGAGAUUUAUCAUUAUCGCAAGACAAUUGGAUAUGUGGUAAGUUUAAAUAACAAAUUAGCUGAAAGACCAAAAGACGUUCCAGCAAAGGAGGCUGAAAAACGUCAGGCAGAAGAACAAAAGUUGAUAAACAACGCUCGUCCACUUACCGACGCCGAACAAGAAGAGAAGGCUGAGCUGUUGACCCAGGCUGUCACUGAUUGGACAAAACGCGAAUUCCAGCAGUUCAUCAGAGGAAACGAGAAGUUCGGCCGUGAUGACCUGGAAAGCAUCGCCAAGGAGAUGGAACGUCCUCUGGAAGAAAUUCAGGCAUAUGCCAAAGUGUUCUGGGAGAGACUUGAUGAACUUCAAGAUUCGGAGAAACUUGUCAGUCAGAUCGAGAAAGGAGAAGCUCGCAUACAGCGUAAACAUGCUGUUAAGAAGGCGCUAGACGCAAAAAUAGCCAAGUACAAAGCUCCAUUCCAACAAUUGCGUAUUUCGUACGGUACCAAUAAAGGAAAAACGUACACUGAGGAAGAGGAUCGCUUCCUGGUUUGCGAGACUCAUCGUUUGGGUUACGAUAAGGAGAAUGUGUUCGAAGACUUGCGUCAGUCAGUCCGAAUGGCUCCACAAUUCAGAUUUGACUGGUUCUUGAAAAGCCGUACAGCAAUGGAGCUCCAACGUCGUUGCAACACUCUCAUCACCUUAAUCGAACGUGAGAUGGGAGAAGUUGCCGAAACAAAGCCCGUGGUUGCUGCUGCAGCCGACAAGAAGAAGGUAGCUGUCAAGGAUCCUGCGAAGAGCGGAGUUCCCGCCGCAAAGAAGGCAAAAACUUCUGCUAAGUAA